GAGAGAGAGAGAGAGAGGGGGGAACAGAGUGGGGAGAGACCAGAAGAGCCCCACAGAGAGGCCCUUUGGUUGGAGGGCUUGGGCUACUCCUCCAACGGACUUCUCAUUCUUCGUCGUCUUCUUCUUUUUCUAAUUCUUCUCUUCUGUGGCGCUCUCUCUGUCUCUCAAGAUCCUGGUGAUUCAGCUGAGAUCAAAGAAAUUUGGGGUUCAGGGUUUGAAUUUUUCUUAUAUUGGGUUUUAUUUUUUAAAUAUCUGUCCAUAUACGCCGUAGGCUGUUGGUUACGUGGUAAGCAUCCUUGUCAAGCUUCAACUACUAACUACGGGAAACUUAUUUCUGUUGACCCAAGUGUGGUUUUGGCAAAUGUGGGUGUCUAAGAAAAGAUCAAAAUUUUGACCAACAAAUUUAGUAUUCCCAUUUAUUGGAAGACUGUCUCAAAAAAAGCUGUGUUAUAUUGCAAGAAUCAUAAUCUGGGAUCUCGAUUAUUACUUCUGAAUCAAUCAGGUGCUGGAAAUUUGGUAUGGCUGUUGCCAAGAGCAACAGCAGCAGUGAAUCAUCGACCAAAGCCCCUCAUUGUUACAAAGUUGAAAGCUUGAAGGAAACCAUAUUGGACACAGACCAGACCUCAAAUUUGAAAGACCGAUUUGUUCUUGGGGAGCAGUUGGGUUGGGGACAGUUUGGUGUUAUUAGGGCUUGCUCUGAUAAGUUAGCUGGAGAGGUGUUGGCAUGCAAGUCAAUUGCCAAAGACAGGUUGGUCACUCAGGAUGAUGUGCGGAGUGUGAAACUUGAGAUUGAAAUAAUGACCAAGUUAUCGGGGCACCCAAAUGUUGUGGAUCUCAAAGCAGUUUAUGAGGAGGAAGAUUAUGUUCAUUUGGUGAUGGAGCUUUGUGCUGGUGGAGAACUCUUUCACCAGUUAGAGAAGCAUGGAAGGUUCUCUGAAGCCGAGGCUAGGGUUCUCUUUAGGCAUCUGAUGGAAGUGGUGAUGUAUUGCCAUGACAAAGGUAUUGUUCAUAGAGAUCUGAAGCCUGAGAACAUCCUCUUGGCCACAAAAGCAUCAUCCUCACCAAUUAAAUUGGCUGAUUUUGGUCUUGCAACCUACAUCAAGCCUGGGCAGAGUUUGUAUGGGACUGUUGGGAGUCCAUUUUACAUAGCUCCUGAGGUACUGGCAGGGGGUUAUAACCAGGCUGCUGAUGUAUGGAGCGCCGGAGUUAUUCUCUAUAUUCUUCUUAGUGGGAUGCCGCCAUUUUGGGGAAAGACAAAGUCAAGGAUAUUUGAUGCUGUCAGGGCAGCUGAUCUACGGUUUCCAUCUGAUCCUUGGGACCAGCUAUCUGGUUCUGCUGAGGAAUUAAUUAGGGGAAUGCUCUGUAGGGAUCCUUCUCAAAGGCUCACAGCUCAGGAGGUUCUAGAUCACUCAUGGAUUAGGGACCAUGCACAAUCUUUUGAGGAACCACGUGAACAUGAAAACCAAAGUUAUGAACACUUGGGUGAAGGCGGAAGCUCUUUCUCUACUUUUAUGACUAGGAAUCAGGACAUCAGCUUUGGCACUGGACCGCGUGUUAUUUGUGAUGCCCAGUCACCUCAAUUCACAUGCAGAUCAUCCUUUACUUCCUUUGGGUUAGAACCAUCAACACCUUGCUUUGCAUCUGGUGGGUUUUCUUUUGGCAGCACUGAUGAGCCCAACACCUUGGAAUUCUCAUCUCCUGUUCCCUCAAUGCCAAGCUUCGCAUUCUUCAGCCCUUGCCCCAUCACCGUGCAAGAGAGUUAUACAUUGGAUCUUUCAGCCAACAUAUCCACUGUAAAUGCAAUUCAGAAAGAGGCAAGCUUAGGAAGGCUGUUUAUGUUGUCAGAUUCUUCUGUUUGCCUUGGGCAUGAAGCAAAAGACAUUCAUUACAAGACAGCUGAAGUGAAGAGGGCUGGAGGAACAUCUGGGUAUAGGAUGUCGGGCAUUCACAAGAGGAACAGAACAAUUGGCCUUGGUGAAUUUGAUCAGCUUGAUUUAGUGGUAACUGAAUCAGUGAUUCGUUGGGCAUCAUGCACACAUCUCCCUACUGCAUCAUCACUUAGAUCUUCUCUCGUCUGUUGAAAGCAUGGACCAGCCGAUGAGAUAGAUGAAUUUAUGGUAACUGCAUUACUAAAUGCUUUGGCUUCAUGCACGCAAUUCCCUACUGCUGCAUCUCUUAAAUGGCGUGGACAAACUGAUGGGAUAAGAUGAUGAAUUGGGAAAUUCUGAUCUGCAAAAACUACUGUACCUAGGUGAAAUUUCCUGGCCAUGUAAUGUCCUAGGUUUGCACUUGAGUCCAAGUAGGUAUGUUCAAUGUUAGAGCCAGUUUGAGGUUGGGUUAAUCUUAGGCUUUAUGAUGAGUGAUGUCUUUGUGAUCUCGACUGUUAGUUUGCUUGCUGAUAACAAACUCUCUAAUGGGGUGUUUAAUGUGUAAAAAGUAAUCUAUGUCUUCACAGUUCAAAGGUUUCCAAUUUUCAUGCUCCA
Molecule: messenger RNA, 2483 nt
Organism: Vitis riparia (riverbank grape)
Lineage: Eukaryota; Viridiplantae; Streptophyta; Magnoliopsida; Vitales; Vitaceae
Product: calcium-dependent protein kinase 26-like
Exons: 5
Coding region: 519-2081 (520 amino acids)
Biological process (GO): intracellular signal transduction; peptidyl-serine phosphorylation; protein autophosphorylation
Cellular component (GO): cytoplasm; nucleus
Molecular function (GO): calmodulin binding; calcium-dependent protein serine/threonine kinase activity; calcium/calmodulin-dependent protein kinase activity
Source: RefSeq, a predicted model, not a curated record